UUUGAAAAGCCUCUGCAAGUUUUUGGGGGAGAACAAGAGCCUUGAACUGAAAGUUACCCAGUACCUCCUCAAGUACCUCUGGGUGCUUAACAAUGACUUCACUAACACUGAAUAUGAAUACAUAUUCCUGCUUUAUUCGUUAGUAAUUACCUCAAAGAACAUGGUGCCAGUGAACAUGUCUAUUAUGACAGAUCCUUUCAUGGGGAAAUGGAGAGUCAUGCAGACCAGAGAUAGACAUGUUAUCAAUCUCAGAUGAGCAAGGUUCUCCCCAGGAGAAUGCUUCUGUAAUGGCAAGAUGCUCAUGAUGACCAGCAAGCAAAAGAACAAGGUCAAGAAAGACGUCAUACAGAUUUUAUGAAGCGAGUAUGAAAUAUCUUUUCCGAUAAAUAUCGCAAAUCUGAACAUGGAACAAAAGUUAGCAGUACAGUUCUGUAUCCUUGGUAUUGAUACACUCAUUGACUCUCUUAGCCAUGUUGUCCUUGUGAAAGGCUAUCAUACAAGAAAAGAGUGAUACUGCCUCUAUAAAUGCCCUAAAACAAUGAUCAAGUCUAGUGAAGAGCCUAAAGGAGAGACUGAGGAUGAUGUUAAAGUCGAAUUCUUCCUUUCACAAAGAACAAAUGUUAAAGAAGAAACCAAAGUUAAGGAAAAAAUCGAAGUGUCCACUGAAAUUGGAAUUAAAUCAGAAUGAGGAGAGAUAAAGUCAAAGUUGAUGGAAAGCGAUAAUGUCUAUGACCAGGCUUCAAGAGAUGCUUUAUCCCAGAUAAGUACCAUUAAAGACAAUGAGAGUAGCACAAGCGAGUACUUCUCAUUUGGAAGCUCUGCCCUUCCCAGCAAGGGUGGCUCCUCAAAAGACUCCAAACGAAGAGCUAAAAACACCGAGUAGUUAUAUUCGAAGGG
Molecule: messenger RNA, 897 nt
Organism: Moneuplotes crassus
Lineage: Eukaryota; Ciliophora; Spirotrichea; Euplotida; Euplotidae
Source: the annotation of a GenBank genome assembly